This is a messenger RNA of Brassica rapa (field mustard), 802 nucleotides long. RefSeq lists its product as uncharacterized. The record is from RefSeq and is a predicted model, not a curated record. NCBI's taxonomy places the organism in Eukaryota, Viridiplantae, Streptophyta, Magnoliopsida, Brassicales, Brassicaceae.
AUGGUGUUGUUUAGGAGAAAACAUAGUAGAUCUAUCAAUGUUCAUUCUUGGCCUCCGUCAAAUCUCACCGGUCGGUGUGCUUACUCCGGUGAGGAUAACUCCUCAACGACGUUUGUCUUUUAUCCAUCCAGCGGCAGCAUCUCCUCCAUCUUCGACAACCACCUUCCCCUCUCCACUGCUUGUUUUGCUUGGUCGGGUGUUGACGAACAAGCUUCAGAAGGUUGGGUCAUGCCCAUUAAGAGUAUUAUUAAAAUUUCAGGUGGGUUCACUGAGAUCUAUGUUUCAAACGUCAUGUAUCUUUCUUGUUUGAAGAAUUUACCGGUCAAUCUACCUGGACUGUUUCUAUCUCCAUCACCCUUCUCUUCAGAGGAGAAAACCUUACCACCAUUUCCUCUUCCAUUGGAAAGAGAUGAUUCCUCGGCCUCGUUGCCGAGUGUUUGUUUCAGUUUCUUCAUCGGUUUGCUAUCUUGCGGAGCGGUCUCCACGGGACCAGAAGAUGCAACCAAGAUUACUUUGGUAAUUCUCGUAGAUGAAGUCUGGACCUCAACGUCACAUUAUGUGACUAUUCCUCAGCUGUCCGACAUUGUCGUGAAAGCUUCCCCGACGCAUUCAAGCAUCGUCUCGAAUUCGCUGUCAUCUUCGAUUGAAGACCUAUCUUGCUUAGUUUAUUUAUCUGUUGCAUUUUCUGUUUAUGGUCAAAAGAGGAUGGAUAAUUCCCUCUUUCUAUUGUAUGGAAGAAUUUUAAAUUGAAUGAAAGUAAGCUGUGUUUCAAAAAAAAUAAAAAAUAAAAAAAAUAAUUAAA